CUCUGAUGGUACAGCCUUCCUCUGCUGCUGCUACUGGGACUCACAGACAAGCUGCACAUACUAACACACUCCACAAACACAGAGACAGAAGGAGAACAAGCAGCCCGGCAGACAGACAGACAGACGUACGCCUGGAAAGAGGGAAAGCACACCAUGGGCUGCUGUAACAGAAGGUGCGGGCUGAUAGCCGGAGCUGUGUUUGGGGCUGUGGUAGCCAUCCUGGGAGGCAUCCUUAUUCCUCUGGGGAACAAGAUCAUUCAGGGGACUGUGGAGAAGGAAGCCGUCAUUGAGCCUGGAACGAUAGCUUAUGACACCUGGACUGCUUCAGGGGCAAAGGUGUACAGACAGUUCUGGUUCUUUGACGUGAAAAAUCCAAAGGAGAUUCUGGAACAUGGCUCAAAACCAGUGGUGAUGGAAAAAGGACCUUACACAUAUUGGACAAGAUAUCUUCCCAAAGAGAACAUCACAUUUAACUCCAACCACACGGUGUCCUUCCUGCUGCCUCAGGGUGCCAUCUUUGAGCCAUCUAUGUCAGUGGGACCAGAGGAAGACAACGUCACCUCGCUCAACCUUGCAGUGGCUGGAGCUUAUUCACUGGUUGGAGAGGAGCUUCAUCCUCUUCUAGAGAUAAUGAUACAAGCAACCAAGUCCUCCUUGUUCCAGUACCGGACAGUGAAGGAAUUGCUGUGGGGGUACACAGACCCUUUAAUGAAAGAUACUUUGGGCCUAUUUGCACCUUACAAUGAUACGUUUGAUGGCUAUUACAACGUCUACACUGGCAAGGACGACAUAAAAAAAGUAGGAAUGAUUGACAUGUGGAGAGGAAGACGGAGCUUAAAUUUUUGGAAUGACUCUUACUGUGACAUGAUCAACGGGACGGAUGCUACAUCCUUCGCUCCACUUUUGGACAAGAAAAAGCCCCUCUAUUUCUUCUCAUCGGACAUUUGCAGGUCAGUUUCAGCCAGCUAUGAGAAGACAGUGGAUCUGAAAGGGAUUAAAGUGUACCGUUACUCCCUCCUGCCAGAGACCCUCGCUUCCCCUGUGAACAACCCAGACAACAGGUGUUUCUGCAGAAAUAUGAAGAUCACCAAGAACUGCACCUUGGCCGGAGUACUGGACCUCAGCUCCUGUCAAGAAGGGAGACCUAUCUUCAUUUCUCUGGCCCACUUCCUUCAUGGCAGUCCAGAACUGACAGAGCAGAUACUGGGGCUCAACCCCAGUGAGGAGCAACAUAAAACAUACCUGGAAGUAGAACCUACCACUGGGUUUACUCUGAAUUUUGCCAAGAGAAUUCAAGUUAAUAUGCUGUAUGGACCAUCAAAAGACAUCACGGUGCUUAAGAAAGUCAAAGACUACACCUUGUUUCCAGUUGUUUGGAUGAACGAGACGGCGACGCUGGAUGAUGAGACGGCGGACAUGUUUAAGAAUGAGCUAUUAUCUCGUAUCAAUAUGUUGGAGGUGAUACAGCAGGUGCUGCUCGGCACAGGUAUUGCCAUCUUCCUCCUGUGUCUCAUCUUCUACUGCGUGGUGAAGAGGAAGCAGAACCAAAGCAAGCUUGCGUGAAGGAGCGAUGCGAGCACGGUGCAUUCAAGCUGCUAUGCGACAUCAACCCUUUUGAUAUAGACUCACACUUUUUUGUAAUUUCACUGUUAUUUAUAAUAUUUUACCUCCUUUUGUACCAAGAGGAGGGAAUACUGUGAUUUUGUAAAGCUCAAGAGCUGAAUUCCUUUGCCAAGUUUAUUUUAAUUGCAAUGUCACAUGAACUCAAUCAGGGAUAACUCUAGAGAAAGCAGGUGGAAACUCCUCCCAGCUGUCAGGUAAUCCUUCACAACCCUUAGGCGGGAGUUUGACAUCCUAUGACAGAAAUGUACACAAAUCUAAUAUUGCGCAAAUGUUUAUAUUAUUUGCUGAACUAGUGUCUUUAAAAUGAAUUAAAAAGCUGAAAGAUCGAGUUUUAUUUGUCCUUGA
Melanotaenia boesemani (Boeseman's rainbowfish) is the source of this 1968-nucleotide messenger RNA. It is a transcript of the gene cd36, whose product is annotated as CD36 molecule (thrombospondin receptor). Lineage: Eukaryota; Metazoa; Chordata; Actinopteri; Atheriniformes; Melanotaeniidae. The record is from RefSeq and is a predicted model, not a curated record. Gene Ontology annotation, biological process: low-density lipoprotein particle clearance; receptor-mediated endocytosis; lipoprotein transport. The transcript is spliced from 12 exons. Bases 154 to 1563 code for a protein of 469 amino acids. Gene Ontology annotation, molecular function: low-density lipoprotein particle receptor activity; low-density lipoprotein particle binding; scavenger receptor activity. Gene Ontology annotation, cellular component: cell surface; caveola; cytoplasm.